UUUAUUUUCUCUCCCACCCCUCCCCCCAACGAAACAACGGCGCGGAAAACCCCUUCUCUCUCUGUCUCGCUCUGGAAUUCUGCUAAGCGUAUUAUUUUUGGGUUCGUCUGGGAAUUUGGAAACGAGGAGAGAGAGGCGCAGGAGGGAAAGUUGAGGAUGGAGAAUAUGAAAGGGUCAUAAUAGUAGAAUUUACUUUUCUUUUAUUGCCAUAAACAGGUAGCUGAAGAUUAGCAAAGAAAAGGAAGUAAAAAAUAAAGAGAAAAAAAAAAAUAAAGUCCCUUUCGGUUUUGGCUUUUGUACGUGCUUCAGCUAGUAGUGAAGGACCUGCGGCUUACGCGGCCUGGGCCGGCCGGUUACUUGGUUGUGGGAUUGCCGGGUUUGAUAGGCGUAUUGGGAUUUGUUUGUGUGCUUCUUUCACGUUUUAAUCCAAUGGAGGAAGAGGAGGCGGUAGUGGGCGCGCUGGCGGGGGAGGGGGAUUUCUGACAUGGACGGUGUGGAUUUUGUCCUCUCUUCUUGAUGAAGAGAGAGCAGAAAAGGAUUGGAUUAAUGGGCUGCAGUGUCUAAAGCCUCUGCAUGUGGUGGUGAAGGAGGAUAAAGAUCCGAAGCUGCGCUUGAUUGCAAAAUCCGUAGUUGUGGGUGUGGCUCUUCAGGUCUGUGGCUUGGCUUCUUCUUUUGGUAUAUUAUUUCGGUUGAGCAAAAUGUCGUCAUCUUCAUCACUGUGGUAUUCAGAAAUUUACUAUAGUAUCAAAAAGUUAUAUUUGACUGAUUAAGGACAUAUUUUGGAGAAGGAGAGUUAAGGAAAUGAGUAUUGACGGUUGGAAUCUUGAGGUUAUAGUUGAAGACAUUUCUGUUACAGAGAAUUAGUCUGUACUGGGGGGUUUGGACGAUUCAAACUUUAUUGUUAAAUGGACUGAAGAAGCAGUCUUUGGAUGCAAUGUUAAAGGCAUUGGCAUCUGGGCUGUUGCUUUUACUGAUUUUUUUAUCGGUAUCUGCGGCUGAUAAUGAAUUUCCCCGAUGUAAUUGCGAAGAUGAGGGUAGCUUGUGGAGUUUUGACAGCAUUCUACAGUGCCAGAAAGUGAGUGAUUUCUUAAUUGCUGUGGCCUACUUCUCGAUCCCCAUCGAGCUACUUUACUUUGUCAGCUGCUCGAACGUCCCUUUCAAAUGGGUUCUCUUUCAAUUCAUUGCCUUCAUCGUUCUGUGUGGGUUGACCCAUUUGCUCAAUGGCUGGACUUAUAGCCCACACCCAUUUCAGCUAAUGCUGGCUCUCACUGUCUUCAAGAUUCUCACUGCUUUGGUCUCAUGUGCCACUGCUAUAACACUCAUCACUCUCAUCCCUUUACUUCUCAAAGUGAAGGUGAGGGAAUUCAUGUUGAAAAAGAAGACUUGGGAUCUAGGACGAGAGGUUGGAAUAAUAAUGAAACAGAAAGAAGCUGGAUUGCACGUUCGGAUGCUUACUCAAGAGAUUCGGAAAUCGCUUAAUAGGCAUAUGAUUCUGUACACAACUCUUGUGGAGCUUUCUGAAACUUUGGGUUUGCAGAAUUGUGCAGUUUGGAUGCCUAAUGAGGGUAAAACACAGAUGAACCUGACACAUGAAGCUUAUGGGAGGAACUCUUCAGAUACCUAUAAUUCUUCUAUAUCAACUAAUGAUCCAGAUGUUGCAAGGAUCAAGGGGAGUGAUGAAGUGAAUAUCCUUAGUCCUGAGUCAGCACUUGCUGCUGCAAGCAGUGGAGAGUCAGGUGAACCAGGACCCGUGGCUGCAAUUCGAAUGCCAAUGCUUCGGGUUUCCAAUUUUAAAGGGGGAACUCCUGAGAUGAGACAGGCUUGUUAUGCAAUAUUGGUUUUGGUUCUUCCAAGUGGACAACCUAGAUCUUGGAACAGCCAGGAAAUUGAGAUUAUUAAAGUUGUUGCUGAUCAGGUUGCCGUGGCUCUUUCCCAUGCUGCACUCCUUGAAGAGUCCCAGCUCAUGAGAGACAAAUUGGUAGAUCGAAAUCGAGAAUUGCAACAGGAAAAGAUGAAUGCUAUGAUGGCAAGCCAGGCAAGAAAUUCCUUUCAAAAGGUAAUGAGUGACGGGAUGAGGAGGCCAAUGCACUCAAUUUUGGGUUUGCUUUCAAUGUUGCGGGAUGAGAAUAUGAGCAACGAGCAGCGAACUAUUGUAGACACAAUGGUGAGGACCGGCAGUGUUCUAUCAACCUUGAUAAAUGAUGCAAUGGACAAUUCUAGGAAAGAUAGUGGAAGAUUUCCAAUAGAGAUGAGAUCAUUUCACUUACACUCCAUGAUAAGAGAAGCAGCUUGCCUCGCAAAGUGCUUGUGUGUCUAUAAGGGCUUUGGCUUUGCAGUUGAGGUUGAGAGGUCACUGCCUGAUCAUGUAACGGGUGAUGAAAGAAGGGUUUUCCAGGUGAUUUUGCAUAUGGUUGGGAACCUGUUGGAUGGCAACAAUGGAGGGGGAUUUGUGAUACUCCGGGUUUUCUCUGAGUCUCGAAGCCAGGGAAGGAAUGAUCAGAGAUGGUCAACCUGGAGACAUAGCUCCUCUGAUGCGGAUUUAUAUAUUAGACUUGAGAUUGCAAUAGAAAAUAGCAGUUCUCAGUCGGAGGGUUCAGUUUCAAUUGCACAGCCUGGCGGUGGGAGGUACACCAGUGAUGGUCUUGAGGAGAGUUUGAGCUUCGGAAUUUGCAAAAAGCUAGUGCAGUUGAUGCAAGGCAACAUAUGGGUUGUCCCAAAUCAUCAAGGUUUUGCUCAAAGCAUGGCACUUGUUCUUCGGUUUCAACUGCGACCAUCCAUUGCAGUAGCCAUCUCAGAACCUGGAGAAUCUUCAGAGCACCCACACUCUAACUCUCUCUUCAGAGGCUUACAAGUUUUACUGGCUGAUGAUGACAAUGUGAACAGGGGUGUGACGCGAAAACUUCUUGAAAAGCUAGGUUGCAUUGUCACUGCUGUUUCUUCUGGAUUUGAAUGCCUUAGUGCUAUUGGCCCUGCAGGCUCUUCUAUCCAAAUCGUUUUAUUGGAUCUUCACAUGCCCGAGUUGGAUGGGUUUGAAGUUGCAAUGAGAAUUCGGAAAUUUCGUAGCCGUAGUUGGCCACUGAUCAUUGGCUUGACAGCAAGUGCUGAUGAAGACAUGUGGGAAAGAUGUAUGCAUAUUGGAAUGAAUGGAAUCAUUCGGAAACCAGUUCUGCUGCAGGGUAUUGCCAACGAGCUUAGAAGAGUCCUGAUGCAGGCAAACCAAGUUCUAUGAUGAGUCUGAUGAGACAGGCCGUAAGUUAUGAGAAUUGCAGCUGUCAGAAUUCUUUCGCAUCUCUUCGGGUUCAUGAUAAAAUAAGCAAACAACUUUAUUUGGCUCCCCCAGUACCCGUACAAGCUUCCAGCACAGAGAUGUUAUUAUACACAACAUUCAUAGUCAAAAUGCCAUACAAAAUUAGGUCACUUCAUUGACGUACCUCUACGUGUUUGAGUUUUGUUGUAUUGCAUAGAUAGUUUCGUAUCUAAUCUCAGGUAAUUAAAACUAUCUUCAAUACACCCUUCUAAUUUUUUCUAAAGUAUCUUGGAAAGUGUAUGAAGUUGGUUUGCAGGUUUUUCAUACAAGCGAUAGAGCAGCUAGGAGACAUUACCGUACAAUAUCUUGAGCAAAAUAUGCUACUUUGGAAUGUUUGUUGACGGGUAUCUGAAAAUGAACCAAAAUGUAUAGUUAUCUUUGCAGAAA
Molecule: messenger RNA, 3694 nt
Organism: Carya illinoinensis
Lineage: Eukaryota; Viridiplantae; Streptophyta; Magnoliopsida; Fagales; Juglandaceae
Product: ethylene receptor 2-like
Exons: 4
Coding region: 935-3229 (764 amino acids)
Biological process (GO): phosphorelay signal transduction system; response to ethylene
Cellular component (GO): endoplasmic reticulum; endoplasmic reticulum membrane
Molecular function (GO): ethylene binding; protein binding; ethylene receptor activity
Source: RefSeq, a predicted model, not a curated record